UAUUAAUUGCAUAAAUAUCAUAAUAUACUUAAUAUACAAUUCAUUUAACAAAAGAUCUAAAAAUCCCGAUUACUUAUAUGAAAUUAUAAACUUAUUCCAGUUAUAUUAUUAUUAAUUAAAAAGAUAAAAUACAUUAAUUAAAAAGUUUCUUUCGAAUAAAAUUAAAACGAAUAACGUUAUUUUAACAAAUUUGAUCUUAUAAUUAGCAGUUUUCACUGUUUAACAUUCCAGGAUCUCAAUCCAAUCGUUACAUUUUCCAAAUCUUCCUACCAGUAUUAAUCUCUCAUAAACUGUUUAACAUGCAAAGCUGUAUAUUAAUUCUAUCAAACAGCAGAUGUACUAGUGAUAGACGGUAGUAUACAGCAAAUGUCUCAUUCAGUAUCACGGAUCAUAGCUUUAAAGUAGCCCAAUAAUGAAGUUCAGCAUUGAAUCCACUGCUUCUUAUAAUAGUAUACAUCCAGCAUACCAUUACACAGAACAAUUUGCUAAUAAUGCUGAAACAUAUCAAGAGGGUACUAAAUGGUUUGGAAUAUUUUUGGCAUUUUUAUCAGGUACAUUUUUUACAAUUAGUUCUGCCUUAGUCAAAGCAGUACAAAAUGUACAUCCUAUGGUAUUGCUGACUAUCAGAUCUGUUUUACAAAUGAUAGUUAUGGCUGUUGUAGCAUUUAAAGUUUCUAAAAAUCUUUUUGGACCCAAAGGACAAAGAAUGCUUUUACAUUUACAAGGAAUAAUAGGUGGUGCAACACUAUCAUUGUUAUAUUAUAGUUUUCGCAAAUUACCGAUAGGAGAUGCUACAACAAUUAUAUUUAGUUCUCCAGUAAUUGUAAUUGCAUUAUCUUUCAUUUUAUUAAAAGAACCUUGUGGAAUAUUGCGCGUAAUAGUUAUGUGUGCACUUUUUGCGGGAGUUAUUUUUGUAUCUAAACCACCUUUUUUAUUUCAGAUACAUAGAGCUGAAUCAUACAAUGUGAUGGGAUAUGUGUGUGCUAUUUUAGCAACUCUUUUUACAGCUCUUAAUAUAGUUAUUAUGAGAAAAUGUUCAGAAAUUCAUUACUCAGCAAUUAUCUUCAAUUUAUCUUGGUGGUCACUUGUUACAGCAGUUUUUUUUUUCUUUGUAUCAGAUAAUCAAGAACAAAAAUCAAAAUUUCCACAUGAUUGGAUUACUUGGAGUAAAAUAUUGUUAAUAGCACUAACUGGAUUAUCAGGUCAAAUUUUAGUGACUAAUGCAUUAAAAAUAGAAGGUGCUGGAAAAGUAUCAGUGACUAGAUCUUUAGAUAUUAUUUUGGCUUAUAUUGUACAAAUAUAUUUUUUUGGAGAUCAACCUACAUCAACUAGUAUGAUUGGAGCAUUUUUAAUCAUAAUCUCUGUUAUAUGUAUGGGAUUUGAGAAAGAAAUUUAUAAUGUUUGUGAUUUUAUUCCCUAAUCAAAGAUACAGUAUCUUAAAUUAUUUACCUGCAUAAACAUAGAUAAUAUACAUAUUUUUAUGAAUGGUGAAAAUGUUAUUAUACUACUAUUAUGAUUUUCAUAAUAUAAAGUUUCAAGACUUUAUACAAUAUAAUAUUGAAUUAUAUGAAAACUACCAUUCAUUUACAUAAUUUUUUAACCGCAUGAAUUUAUAUACCUUACAUAAAUUUUCAUUCAAACUAAAAAUAAAAGUAUCAAGUAUUUAAUAGUUAACUCAACAAACUGAUUAUAUAUUUAUAAUUAUGAUCUAUAUUCUUUUCUAAAAUUUAUCAUGAGAUAGAAAUGACACAAUUUUUAAAGUAUACAAAUGAAUACAUAUUUACAAUUGUACACACAUCGUUAUUAUAUGUACUUCGAAUUAUCCGUGACUUUGUGCGGACGUAAUUAACUGUACCUUUAUAAUUGUUAACGCGGUUUAUUAAAAAAAAAAAUAUAUAUCUACGAUUAACAAUAAAUCACCAUACCAUAUCCAAGAUAAUAGUAUGUACACUUUUCUUUCUUAGCUACUUUAUCCCUGCUAGAUACAAACAAUUCUAUCGAGAAAAUGCUAAUUUAGAGCUUAUAAAUCUAUACAUAUUCUUAGAGCUUACUUAGUUUAUAACUGAAGUAAUACAUAUAAGAAUUCUUUAGUAACUGUUUAAAACGUUAUCAUGCAACAUAGUAUUAUAUGCUACACUAAUUAUUUUAGAUUAAUUAUCAUUAGAAAGAAGCCACGGAUACUUACAUGCAAUCAAUCUUCUUGUAGUUGAAAAAACGAAAAAUUUGUGUAUGUGUUCUUGUCUGUACUUCUUUUUAAACAUUUUGUUCCUAAAUUUCGUCCAAUUUGCAUUUUUGGAAUUAUUGCCACCUGCACUAGCUGCUCUAUGCACGCGUUAAUUAAAUAAAUUUUCAUAUUUUUUAAAAUACGCUUAAAUAAUAUUAAAGCUACUAUUGAAUAGGAAUGUAAAUGUGUGUAAGUUGAAAUAAAAACCAUUUAUACAUAAUAUA
Apis florea (little honeybee) is the source of this 2448-nucleotide messenger RNA. Its product is annotated as solute carrier family 35 member G1. NCBI's taxonomy places the organism in Eukaryota, Metazoa, Arthropoda, Insecta, Hymenoptera, Apidae. The record is from RefSeq and is a predicted model, not a curated record. Gene Ontology annotation, cellular component: membrane.